This is a messenger RNA of Carassius auratus (goldfish), 4763 nucleotides long. RefSeq names its product family with sequence similarity 151 member A (gene fam151a). The transcript is spliced from 10 exons. NCBI's taxonomy places the organism in Eukaryota, Metazoa, Chordata, Actinopteri, Cypriniformes, Cyprinidae. Bases 2357 to 4153 code for a protein of 598 amino acids. The record is from RefSeq and is a predicted model, not a curated record.
CUUCUGAGCAAUAUAUUAGAAAUGUUGCUAUUGCCAUUGUAUUUUCAUUUUUGGGAGGAAAAUAGAGUUGGGGAGUCCGGCCUGGAAUCAAUCCAGUGGAAUUUCUGUGAAGACAAGGAAACUCUAACUAAGUGCCAUGCACUGUACAACAGCAACUACAAAUCCCAUCAGCCCUGGGACAGAGAAGACUCUCCUUGUCAGGGAUCAGACAUGCUGGGGAGUCAUUUCACCUGUCACAAGUGCAGCUCUACAGCACAUGUGGUAGGAAAGCACAAAAGAGAGACUGUCCUGCAUAAACCCACACAUGUAGGUGAACAGCUGGCUAAUCAUCAACAUGAGGGGAAUGAUAAACAUUCUGUGUUGCAACAGAGGAUCAAAGAGAUAAGUGGACAAAGACAUAAUGAGAGCGGGGCAGGCAUUCCAAACAGCUAUCUGGGCAGUCAGGGUACUUCUUCCCAACAUCGUGGGGGUUCAAACGACAUCUCAGCUGUCAGAAUGCGGCAGCUGGCCCUCCGUAAUCAUUUCUCUGCCCUCCAGAGAGGAGCUUUAAGACCCCCAGAACAACUCUACAAUGAAAUAACUCAAGGAAAUCAUUCACUGUUAAAGCCCCAGGCUGAGGAAGUUGGUGUUCAACCGAUUUACCAAACCAUCAGCUGUCUGCACUGUCAUCAGACUUAUGAAUACAGACAAGCUGGGAUUAAUAACCAGAACUUUACAUUUACAACUCACUCAAAGAACACAGUUCAAAACGGAGCACAAAUGUACAAUGCCAUGCUAUACAAAGACAACUUGGGUUAUGACAAGUCAAAGGAUGGGAGACAUGGUGAAAGUCAAGCUGCUGAGCUGGGCUUUAAGUUAGAUUCUCAAAGAAGUGUUACCUUUGAUCUAGGUGAGACUGAGAAACAUGUUCUCACCACAAUGGUUGACAGACACAAAAAGAAAAGUAAGAUGAAGGACUUUAAAACAUCUACACAGAAAACCCCCUGCAAGCUGGGUAAGACUAAGAGCAGCACACAAGGACACUUAAAAACCCAGAAAACCAGAGUACAGGCGAAGAGGACACUGAAAGUUAAAUUAAAUUUAAACCCCCUUCGAAAAAUCAGUGUUCAUCCAAAGUCCACUGAUAAAGAAGAAAUUGAAGAAGACAAGAUGUACAAAAAGGGUAAGAAGGAAAAACUGAAAAGAAAAAAGAACAAAAGAGAUCAUUUAAAAUUAAAUAAAACUAGCAAAGAAUCUAAAGAUAACACAGAAUUCUCAGGAAGUGAGGAAGAGGAAAAUGAUGCUAUACAAGAUAUCUCUAAAAAGAAGCAUACUAAAAAGGGAAACCAGGAAUCAAAGUCCCUGUCUAAGGAUACAGAUUAUUUCAAUACAGAAAAGGGUCAAACUUCUAUUUCUGUUCAGGGAGAAACUGAAAUUGCAUCAACACUCCCACUAACACUCAAUUUAGCUCUUCCAGAUGAUCACAACGUUCUUACAGCUCCAUCUCCCCCCGACGUUCUGGAUUCCAGUGACACUCAGCAGCUAUCCAAUUUAAAUAUUGCACUUCCUGUGAGUGAAUCCACUGAUCCACAGGAUUUAGUGGAUCAGUCCAGCAGUUCAGACCUGAUUAGCUCUGGUGCACCUGUCAUCCAAGAAUAUGUAUCUUCAGCUGAGGGUUCACCAAAGAGGAAGUUAAGACUCAUUUUACCCGAAAAAACUACCAACAGGCCACAAACAGCACUCGAUAAGAAAAUCAGAUAAUGUUAUUCCUUACAGAUAAUGUAAAAUAUAACAUGCACAGCUUAGUUCAUUUGAUAAAUGUCUGAUAGAUAUGGACUUUUAAUAUUGUGUAGUUUUGUUUUAAGUUAUUUGCAUUUUAUUAUACACAAAAAGUGUAUAAUUUUUAAACAAUUUUCACUCAGAAAUUGCUAGUACAUUUCACAAAAAAAUAAAAAAAACAAAUAGUAACUAACAUUGAGGUAAACAUACAAUUUUGAAGUAGAAAGUAAGCAUUUUCUUUUUAGACAUACUCAAAUAACUUUUAUAUACUCUUACAUACUCUUGCACCUUUUUAAAUAGUUUUUUAAUGUACAGUAUUAUAUGUAUUAUACAAGCAAGUAUUUUUUUGUCUGCAAGGCCACAGAUAUGGAAAAUAUCAUUGUCUUCUGUUACAAAUAAGUGUGAGGAGUUCGUUGUUUAAUAUUUGCAUAGAGGUGCAAACAAGACGACAAGAAUACAAAGUGCAGCCUAUCAUACAAUUUUAUGGUCUGCAAAUAAAAGGCAGUUUGGACCUCAGAGAAAUAACAGUCAUUGUGCAGCUGCACAUUUAUGCAACGACUUGUUGAGUGAACAUUUAGAUAUCUGAUAUUGCAAAACAAUGGAACAAAAAGAUGAAAAGAACUGCCGCAUUGAGGAGGAAGGAGAAAGAAAAGGACCAAAAAUAUUUCUGGGGAUCUUUACAAGAGAGAAGUUCAUCAUGUUAUGUGUUUUUAUUGGACUGAUGGCACUUCUCAUCAUUACCUUAACUUCAGUAUUUGUGAUCACAAGAUCAGAUGCUUCAGUCAACAUGGAAAUGGAGCCUUUCCCAUCUGAUGGAGACAUGCUUGACUUUCUAUUCCAAAUCGGAGAAAUUCAGGAGAAAGAUGGUCUUUAUGCAACAUGGUAUCACGCAGCCAACAAUAAAUCUGAGAUGAUCAAGGCCUUAAACAGUGAUGUCAUGAUCCUAGAGGCUGAUAUAAAUUUGAAAGGUUAUAGCACAGCUAAUGAAACCAAUAUUCCCAUCAUGGCCCAUCCACCAGACAUAUACAGUGACAACACUCUGGAGGAAUGGCUGGAUGCUGUACUCAAAUCAAAAAAAGGGAUAAAGCUUGAUUUUAAAAGUAUCAAUGCUGUGGAACCCUCACUGGAUCUGCUGAGGGUAAAAAAACAAAUGGGGAUCAGCCGCCCGGUGUGGAUAAAUGCAGAUAUUCUUCCUGGCCCUAAUGUGCCUGUUUUCUGGCCAGUAAUCAGUGCUUCAGAGUUUUUUGAGCUCAUUCAGCUGAAAUUUCCUGACGUCACCAUCUCUCCAGGAUGGAAGGUUCUUUAUCUUUCCAUCUUCCCUAAUGUGACAUACACACGCAGUAUGGUGGAAGAUAUGUACUCUAUUGUAAGACACCUCCCUCAAAAAAUCUCUUUUCCUGUCCAUGCUUUGAUGGCCAAGAAUGGGUGGCCACACCUGAGCUGGCUGCUCAGCCAGUCUUCAAGGUUCAGUUUAACCCUUUGGCAAGGAAAGGAGAACCCCACUGUGAACGACCUUCUUUUCAUCAGAGACAACAGCAACCCUCUGCGCAUCUAUUAUGACAUCUAUGAGCCUGUACUCUCACAGUUCAAAGAAGCUGCAAAGCUGAUAAACAGACCCAGAAGAUUCUAUCCAGGUGGGGACAUAAUUGACUAUUUCAGGCCGGUGAACAGUGAUGGACUCAACAUCCAGUGGGAUACAGUGACCGACAAAGAUUAUUUGCUAUAUCUUCUCAAAGACAGCCAAGGGGGAAUGUUGGUGAUCCCAGUAAUAUCUAGUGAAGGACAAACAAACAUUCCUGUCAUUCAGGGAUCCCAGCCUGAACUGCCGCUACAGGACUGCCUGGAGCUGAUUCUUGCCUCCAAAAAGUCGUGGGGAAUCUACUUAAGGAUAAAGUCCAAGACUCAGCUGAGCUUCACACUGGAGCUCCUCCGUCAGGCAUAUGACAGAGACCUGCUGCACCACCCCACCUGGGUAAACAUGGACAUAGCACAUGGAGUUUUCUAUAUCCAAGAAUACGUGACAGGAGAGGAAUUCUUGAGAACCGUUGAUCAAAUCUUUCCAUAUGUGACCUUGGCUCCAGGUUGGCCUCAAGAAGUUCUUGAUGAAGGAUACAAACCAGAGUUGGUGGAGGACAUGGUGCAGCUCUUCCAGGGGGCUUGGCAAGAUGUUUCACUGCAGCUGCAUGCUGAAACACUGUACAGGACUGUGACUGGAUGUAGAAGCCUUCUCCAUGCACAAUCACGCUUCUCAAUGACUCUGGAGCAUCAGGCAGAGGACAGAGGCCUCAAUACUUGGACUGCAAGCUUAAUGGCUAUCAGAGCACUUAACAGACAGCGGAGCUUCUACAACAUGCCAAAUAUGUACAGAAAACAUAUAGCAAAUCUGUCAGACUGAAAAUGAAGAUCAUACAGCACUGAUAAAGACAUUGCAACAUUUUAAAAUGUGGUUUCAGUAAUUCACAGACAAGAUAUUUAUGUCAAAUGUAUAUUAUAAACAUGAAAAUGUUGAUGAUUGAAUUCUUUCAUAGAUUAAUUUGUUAUAAUAAUAUACAAAUUUUUAAAUUGAAUCAUUAUAUGUUUAAUCAUGAUGACCAAGAUUUAGUAAACACACAAUAAAACUGUAAUUUUAUAUACAUCCCUGCACCAAAAAAAAAUAUUAAAAUACUGCUACAAGACAGGACAAAGCAAAGAUAGAUAUUUAAGUAUUUAAAUUAUAUAAUUAUAAGUUUUUGUGUAAUAUGUAAAUAUUAUAAUGGAUCCAAGUGUUAGAAAUUAGGUUUAUUUUUAAAGAUAUUUUAGCAUGAUGUUAUGUUGCACUGCACUGUAACAGUGGCUUGUUAGAGUAUGAGGGGUGCCCUAUAUUGAACCAUUAAAAUAAAACAUUCACAUGCAGAGAUUACUCAACCAAGGUUACUCUCUUUCUACACUGCACAUUUUAUUUUAAUUAUCUUAAUUUAUUUAUUAAUUUAUAAAUGUUUCAUCCUUGUAAUACUUUUAUGUACUUU